This is a messenger RNA of Botrytis deweyae, 993 nucleotides long. RefSeq lists its product as uncharacterized. Bases 1 to 993 code for a protein of 330 amino acids. Lineage: Eukaryota; Fungi; Ascomycota; Leotiomycetes; Helotiales; Sclerotiniaceae. The record is from RefSeq and is a predicted model, not a curated record. The transcript is spliced from 3 exons.
AUGUUGUCCAACGUUGGCCGCGCAGCUAUCAAAAGAAUCGGCGGAUCUAACUUAUCAACAAAUCGACUUCUUGCUACCGUUUGCCAGUUACAACGCGUUGAUGGUCAACACAAUGUCGAAUCUACCUUGAAAGCUUCCUCAGCUUCUUUCUUGGCGCGCCGAUUGUAUGCUACUGCGACUAAAGCUACCCAAACCAAAACUGUCAUAGAAAAGAAGCCAGUUGCGAAAAAGGCGCCUGCGAAGAAAUCUACCACUGAUGCUAAGCCUGUCGUCAAAAAGUCUACCAAAACGACCGCCAAAAAAACUGCGAAGCCAGUCAAAAAGACACCAGCAAAGAAAACAGUUGCGAAGAAGCCAGGACCAAAGCCCAAGAAGCAAUUGACCGACUCGCAAAAGUUAAAGUUGAAGUUGAAGGAACUGAAGGCUAUUGCGUUCCUUAAAGAAGCUCCAAAACAAAUUCCCGAUACUACCUAUAGCGUAUUGUUUAUAGAUCUAGUUAAGAAAGGAACUCCUGUCAUUGAUGCGGCCAAGGAGGCAUCAGAGAAAUACAAAUCGGCAUCGACAGCAGAAUUAGAGCGACUUGAACAAAUUGCGAAGGAGAACAAGGCUGUCAAUUCACGCAACUACAAGAAUUGGGUUGAGAGUCACACUCCAACGGAGAUUCGCGCGGCGAAUUACGCACGUCAUCACAUUCGAAGAUUGACCAACAGACCUGGUAGCCCUAGAAUCAUUAAAGAUGAUCGACUGGUAAAGAAUGUUACCUCAUCUUUGUUCUUAUUCAUGAAAGAGAGAUAUGCUUCUGGUGAAUUUGCUAGUCUCAGUAUUCCUGAAUCCUCAAAGCGGAUUGCACAAGAGUACAAGUCCUUGUCGCCUGAGCAACGCAAGCCUUUUGAAGAUGCCGCUUUAGCAGAUCAUGAGCGAUACGUCCAAGAGUACAGAACAGUUUACGGAGAGGAACCCAAGGUAGCUCUCAAGGCUCAAGCUCGAGCAUAG